This is a messenger RNA of Sardina pilchardus (European sardine), 6404 nucleotides long. RefSeq names its product neurocalcin delta a (gene ncalda). The transcript has 4 exons. Gene Ontology annotation, molecular function: calcium ion binding; actin binding; tubulin binding. NCBI's taxonomy places the organism in Eukaryota, Metazoa, Chordata, Actinopteri, Clupeiformes, Clupeidae. The coding region runs from base 153 to 734 and encodes 193 amino acids. The record is from RefSeq and is a predicted model, not a curated record. Gene Ontology annotation, biological process: calcium-mediated signaling.
CCUCGCUACUUGCCUAUGGCAUACGGUUGAGUUUCCUUACCUUGUAGCUUAACAAGUUAGAGUGAAGUUUUAUGCCAAUAAAGUUAAGCCCGCAACGUCUUCAGUGAUAUAACUGCGAAGACACUGUACGCGUUACACCAGAGAUCAUCAUCAUGGGAAAACAGAACAGCAAGCUGCGGCCCGAAGUGAUGCAGGACCUGUUGGAAAGCACUGAUUUCACUGAGCAUGAGAUCCAGGAAUGGUACAAGGGUUUUCUGAGGGACUGCCCCAGUGGAAAUCUCUCAAUGGAGGAAUUCAAGAAGAUAUAUGGAAACUUUUUUCCUUAUGGAGAUGCCUCUAAGUUUGCAGAACAUGUUUUUCGCACGUUUGAUGCUAAUGGUGAUGGCACAAUAGACUUCCGGGAGUUUAUCAUUGCUCUGAGCGUGACAUCACGGGGAAAGCUUGAGCAAAAGCUGAAAUGGGCUUUCAGUAUGUACGAUCUGGAUGGCAAUGGGUACAUUAGCAAGUCUGAGAUGCUGGAAAUUGUACAGGCCAUUUACAAGAUGGUAUCCUCAGUAAUGAAGAUGCCCGAAGAUGAGUCAACACCAGAGAAGAGAACAGAAAAAAUCUUCAGACAGAUGGACACAAACCGCGACGGCAAACUGUCACUGGAAGAGUUUAUUAAGGGAGCAAAGAGUGACCCAUCCAUUGUGCGGCUGUUGCAGUGUGAUCCCAGCAGUGCAGGCCAGUUCUGAUUGCGGGACCUCAUCUCAGAUGCCCGUCACCCCAAAUUCCACGAAAAUGUAUUUAUGUUUUAGUUUUAAUUUUCAGUUGUUAAUUGCUACAGUAUACCUCCCUUUUCUCCAGACUGUUUGUAUAACUGGGACUGAUUCCUAAUGUAUGUCUAUGCCUAUGUUUGGGUUUCUGGCAGCCGUACUCUAUCAACUUUUUCAUUGCGUGGCAACUUGCAAACCGUUAAGACUCAGUCUUGUAGAUAUGUUGUUAGCCAAAGCUAAUUGACUGUGUUUGCACUCUAAAUUGGGAUCCGUAGAUGAAUGUGAAUGACAGCCAAGCACUGUUGAAGAAAAUAACGUUGAUAGCUUUUAGUUUAUUCAAAAAGGAGACUUUGUAGGAUUUGUUUUUAGAUUAAAUGAAAUUUUAUUGAGGAAGUAUUAACAGGAAACAAUGGCUCACACCUGUGUGCAUAAUCAUUUAAGUGCAAAUGCUCCAGCUAAAGAUUACAAGCAUUUUCAUAUUCAGACAGGGAUAUAUUACAAAAGUAGUGAUGUGGUCCAGAAAACAUAUACAUGUCAUAUGUUGCCCAGUCAUUGUUGCCAUUGUUACAAUACCCUUAGGCAACCUUGCAACAUUUGUUUUUGUCCAGAGUUUCAUUUAUUUUUUUGCCAAGACCUUGUAUUAUUAACAGGAGACUUGACCUUCUUUGUAGUCUUCUUCAGGAUGUCCCAAAGACUUUCAAUGAAGUCAAGACUCUGUGGUGGACAAUUCAUUCCCUAAACCUCUCUUUUUGCUAGGGGACCUACUGUAUACAUUUGACUUUGGAUAGUUGGAUAAGUCCCAUUCACUUUUUAAUAUUAUCAGUUAGGACCUUACCACUUUGAGUUUUUAUAGGUACUUCCAUAUCAAAUCCAUUCCACUUUACUUUGUUAAGGGAAUACCCAGAUGAAUGAAGAUCCAUGCCACGUUUACACCACAACCUUGUGUCCCAGCAGAUUUCGACUGCACCCACAACACAGGUUAAGAGCGUAAGCACAGAGCACAAGCUAUGAACACAAGUAGUGCUAAUUGAGAAGGAUGGCUAGUAACACUUCAUUCAUUGGAUUAAAAGAAGAGAGUUUUGGUACAAAUAACAGAAGGACCACUUACCAAAGUCCAUAGCACUGUAGGUUAUAAACAUUAAACAUGGCCAAGGAAAAGUGAAUGGGGAAACACAAUGGCACUGUUAAUGUAAAGACUGCCUUAUUCUCCUCAAUUAGCCUAAGCAAUGGCUGAUUCAAGUAACAUUUCCAUUGCCACUAUACCUGUCAUUUAGUAUGAGAUGUUGGCAGUUGUCUAAAAUAGGAUUGCCUUUUUACGAUAACGAUAAGCAAAGUAGCCCAUGCCUAUCUGCGUGCAGUGUUUCAGUCUAGGCAACAAAGAAAUGCUAACGUUAAUCUGAAUAUUUAAAUCGUGGCUUUUACCCUUCUGCAUAGUUAUGGACAUGUUAGGAUAUGAAAGAGAGCAUGUGAAGCAAUGCACCCUUCAUGUACAGUACAGCACUGUACAAGCCUCUGGAGACCUUUUUAUAAUAUGGGGUUGGCUCAUCAUUAUGCCAUCAAAAGAUUUCAGAUGACAACCUAAAUGUUCCAAAUGACCAGGUAAUCCCAUGUUUUUUUCUUCCCUGACGGCAGAAGCAUAUUCCAGAAUGACAAUGUCACAAUUAAUUCAUCUGGCUCAAAUUAUGGGAAAGCGGAUCACUGCCUUUAAAGUCAUUGUAAGUCUUUGGGACAUACUGGAGAAGCCCAGUGGUUCACCUUUCCUGUCAUCUUGACAAGAUCUUGAUACAACGUGAAUGCAACUCUAAAUGGAAAUUAAUGUUUCAUAACAUUGCCAAAACAAUGGCAUGGCAAAUGGGCACUCUAAUCAAUGCUAAAGAGGGUCCAACUAAAUAUUACAGUGUGCAACUUUUGUUUUGGUGAUGCAGUGCACGUUAAUGCCUCAAUUACUGUAAGUCUGUUUAGUCAGCUGUGAUAUACUCGCAUGCCCCUGAAUGGGAAUGUGCUGUAGAUGCAGAGACAGUUGGUUAGAUUUGUAGGGAUUAUAGAAUUGAUAGAAUCUCUUAUAUCUCAUAGAUGCUUAGGUUAUGUUUACAUGGCAUAUUUUUACCUGUAUCUAUUUUUUUUGUUGUUGAUUCGAUACACCCACAUAAAAGUAUGACUCAAAGCCAAUCUAUACAUUUAUACAAGUCUGAAAUUGACCCUUAAAAAAACUAGUGUUCUAAGUGUCGAAGGCACUGCUGUCAUGGUUGCACAUGGGUUUUUGGACAAACACGACCCAAGAGCCAAAACCAGCAGUAAUGUGUUUUUUUUAUUAUAUAAUUUUUUAUGUUUUUUUGUUGCAUGUCAUAGAUAGCAUGGUGCAUUUGUUUAAGUCAUGCAGCACAAGAGAAAGAAAGUUUUGCCUGGGUGUGUGUAGCAGUGAUUUUUUAUGGCUGAAAUUUUAGAAUGAUGUCCAUGGAUAGAGUGCAACGUUUCAUUAUUAGUGAUAUAAAAAGCCUUGAUAAUGUGACAAACCAGGAAUUAUGUGGGGAAACAUUUGAUUUGAUUUGACAGUUUAUGCACAUACAAACACUUUGCCUACCACUGACACACAAAUGACUUUGGAAUUUCAUGUACCUCCAAAUCCUCAUCUGUGUGGAUACACAUCAGUUGCAUGAAUUCAUAUCAGAUUCAUAUGCAUUACCUCAUGUGAAUGUCCACAGCUCGGAUAUGAAGAUAUCCGGUUGCUUCUGUCCUGUUUACCCUGGCAUGACUUAUGAUCAGUGUCAUUUGUGAGCAAAAAAUUGGAGUUGGGUAACAUUUACCAUGCAGUGUACAGUAAAUAGCCUUAGUUAUCUUGUCUUGAGAAUGCAUAUGCUUGAAAGUGCUUUUUACGCAGUACAUACAGGUUUGAUUACCUAUAGGCUAUGUAUCGUUUAAAACUGUUAACAUAUUUCACCCUUGCCACUCUGAAGGAUAAUGAAAGAAACAUUUUACUUUUUCCUAUGCUCAAAUAUGAAAAAUGUCAAUGCAGAGGCAGAACAACAGAUCUUUUAUUCAUGCUUAAAUUACUAUUUUAGUGUAAGAAGACUGAAGUAUGUUUAUGAAAUAGCCUAACUUUGGGAUGUGAACUCAUAUGAGUUUGUGUGGGUGUACAUUUGUUUGUUCAUGUUAAGUUGUUGUAAUCAGGUGUUGGUAUGCCGACCAGAGGACAAUAAGAAGUCAAAAGACAAAACAAUCCCAUUCCUUUGAAGUGCAUUUUUGUUGCAUGUGCUAUUGAAAUAUUGUUUGUACAGAUUUGUUUUUGUAAGGUAUUUGAAAGAGAUAUUUAGUUGUUUUGAUUGCAACGCAGGUUAGUAUGCUGAGAUGCCACUCUGCAACAUCCUUAUUUACUACUGGGGGACAUGGCAGAACAGCUAAAACAAAUCACAGCCCCAUGUGUUCUACAACUAGCCUAUGUUUCACAGAGAAGAGGAAUUAAAGCCAAUUUCACUUCUCUGUGAAAUCAAAUCAGAAGCUGCUUUUGGGGUUACAAAUACCUUUGCAGAUUGCAAAAUAUAGGAUUUUCAUCUGACAUUAUUAUCUGAAUUCAACACCCUGUUGGAUUCUGUGAUAUUCAAGUUAGUUAGGUUGUUCAUAGGUGACGUGUACAUCCUUGACAAAUUUGUAAAGAGUUGAGCACUGGUAUUAAAGAGCCACGAUCAAAUACAUUUGCAUUUAAUUCCAGUUUAUCUCUUAGGUCAUUUCAUUUUGAUUUGUGUUAUUUCGUUGCAAGAUAUUAUUCUGUAGGCCACAAUUUUCCAGAUAAUACCCCAUUGCUUUCUCAAAUAAUAGGCAGAGUUCCGCACACCAACUCUUACCACUAGGUUUAGGGGAUAAUGUCAUAUGCAUAUUGUUUGCCAACGUUCGGCUUCUCUAAGGAAAUUGCGAAAAAGUGAAAAUACGUAAAGAGAACCCAUGUAGAAAAAAAGCAAUUGGUAAUAUUAAUGGUAAUGUAACUUUUAUUUAAUAAAUUCAAAACCUGUAAAGGUCUGGGUGCCCAAGUCAGAGGUCAGCAGGUUUAACAGAAAUAACAGCCUGCAAAUGAUCAUUUGGAGAUACCCUGUCAGCCUCCUUAUCAUUGAUCAUAAAUAUCCACCCACUCUUCCUUGUUUAGGGUGUCUUCCAUGCACAGUAGGCUUUAAGAUUUUCUCUAUGAUCUGUGAUGAUUUUAUUUUUUUUCUCAUUGUCUUCCAGACUUCAGGUUCUUGACUGCAUACAAUGCACAUCCAGGAUAUAUAUGUAUGACAAUAGUACAAAUGCGCAAAUCAGCUGAGGUCUGCAUACUUAAAGGAGAAUUCCGGUGUGAUAUUGACUAAAAGUGUGUUGAAACAUGAUACCGAGUGUGAGCGUUUGUCUCAGAGCUGAUCUCGACCUACCCCCUGCACUCAGAAAUCUGCCGCUCGUUAGCCGAUGCUAGCAACAGGUUUUCACAAACUAAAUUCAAGAUGGCGGCGAACUGAAAACUUUUGGAAGUGACUGCCUGAAUAAUCAGUCAUGUAAGUAAACCACCAGUGCUUUUUCAAAGUUCUCGAUGUCUCGUUUUAAAUGUCAGGGCCCUCAGAAGUCUACCAAUAAAGUGUGGAGCUACUUUGAGCCUCAUAAAUGGUGUAAAACAGUUUACAAUUAUUUGCAUGGCUAAGCCGAUGUCGAGGCAUUCCCAUUGAAAACCUGUUGCUAGCAUCAGCUAAGGAGCGGCAGAUUUCUGAGUGCAGGGGGCAGGUCGAGAUCAGCUCUAAGACAAACGUUCACACUCGGUAUCAUGUUUCAACACACUUUAAGUCAAUAUCACGCUGGAAUUCUCCUUUAAUCAUAGUUGAGUUCAAGUAGGCUAUGGGUUAUUUUCAUUACCAUCAUGCUUUCAAACACACAUUUGCCUCCCUUGUCCACAUGUGCUAAUAUUCCUGGCUUGUAUAACCAUUUUGAAAGUACACUAGAUCAUCGUGAAUUACAUGACAGAAAUGUUUUGAUUUUUUUGCUGCUUUUUUGCUCAGAAGACCCCAUGUUUGACAUGUUAGAUAAUUUAAUUUUCCUCAGAACUAUCAUAAUUGGCCAAUUCUGAAUCGCAAGUUUUUAUCUAAAAUGCAUGUACAUUUGAAUUAGUUUUUGACUGUUUGCUAAAGGGGUUGUUUGACUCAUUUCACUCAGAUGCAGGUGUCUUGCCCUGGAAUGUUCAAACUUUGAUGCCCAAACUUCUAAAUCUAUAUGUUGUUGGAUGUGGCCGAGUUACCUGAGUAGCUUAUGAGGGACGAGAAAGUAUUAUGAUACUCUCAGUUGCACAAAAAUGCUUUACAUUUUGAGAUGCUAUUUGUAUAACUUUGAGAGUGCAUGAUAAAAGCACAGAUGAUAAACUGCAGUGACUUAAUGGUGUAUGCUUUUGUUUUAUUAUUACAAAUAGCUAGUAUAAUUCUAUAUUGCACACAUCUGGUGCCAAAUACAAAACAGUAUUGUAACAGAACUGUACAUUGUACAAUAGUCAUUUGUUGAAAAUGUUUGUAAUUGUUAUAUUUUGUAGAGUUUGUAUGGUCCUGUUUUUUAGAUUUGAAACCUUGUACUCUGUACUCUGGUGUGGGUAUCAUGUUUGAUUAAUGAAUUUAUUAAAUUCCCAAUUGUUUUGUGCACAACAUACAA